CCAGAAUUUAAUUUCUUCUAAAUUUUAUUUCAAGUCAAAUUAUGUAUAGGAAGUGUAAGAACAGUGAGUUCAAAUUUAAAGUUUUGCCGCCGCUACUUCAGUAUUCUGUUGUCAGCUUGAGAGGAGUGCCAAGAAACUGGGAGAAACCGAGGGAGGCUUUACUCAACAAUGCAAAGUCCUUGGCUGAGCUGGCAGCUGCAGUAGUGGACAGUCAGCCUCUGCCGGAAUGUCUAAACUGGACAACAGACCAAGUGGAACUCUGGGUGGAAGACACUGUCAAGCUACCUCAGUACAGAAUAUGUUUCAAAAACAAUUUUGUUCUUGGUCGUCAACUGAUUCUGCUUGAUCCAAGUCGCCUAGUGCAAAUGAGUGUACAUCGGUUUGAUCAUGUAAAGACAAUAAUGACAGCAAUCCGAGAGCUGUUUGAUGUGCCAAUGCCAUGCUACGCCAAAUAUCUCACUCUCCCCUCGGAAUACGACACUAUUUACGACUGGAACACCCUGUACUUCCGCCACAUUGCGUAUCAAUCCCCCGAUCAGGUUACACCUCGCACUAUGUACUGGCGGCAAGUAGGUUUGCUGCACAGUCUUUCGCAGAGACACCUGAGCUGCCAUUGGCUCUCCAUGUCUUCUGAUGCUGAGGAGUACAAUGCGAGGAUUGGAAGAUACAGAAAGAAAGACCCAGCCAAUUAUUGGGUGCCGAUGUUCAGAGAAGGAAAUUAUGUUCCUACAAAGAAAAAGUUAGAAUAUUUUUUUCUGGACCCUUUACGCUGGUGAUUCUUUAUGUGCACCUAAUUUUAAUAAAUUAAAUGUAUCAAUACCACUA
Macrosteles quadrilineatus (aster leafhopper) is the source of this 825-nucleotide messenger RNA. RefSeq lists its product as uncharacterized. The transcript has 5 exons. The coding region runs from base 42 to 776 and encodes 244 amino acids. Lineage: Eukaryota; Metazoa; Arthropoda; Insecta; Hemiptera; Cicadellidae. The record is from RefSeq and is a predicted model, not a curated record. Gene Ontology annotation, molecular function: protein binding.